Molecule: messenger RNA, 2935 nt
Organism: Notolabrus celidotus (New Zealand spotty)
Lineage: Eukaryota; Metazoa; Chordata; Actinopteri; Labriformes; Labridae
Product: sodium-dependent neutral amino acid transporter B(0)AT1-like
Exons: 12
Coding region: 1-1872 (623 amino acids)
Biological process (GO): sodium ion transmembrane transport
Cellular component (GO): membrane
Source: RefSeq, a predicted model, not a curated record
AUGAAACUGGUAAUCCCCAACCCAGGACUGGAUCAUAGGAUCCCUUCUUUGGAUGAUCUGGAGAGAAUGGAUAAGGAGGAAGCAGGAGACAGGCCCAAGUGGGACAACAAAGCCCAGUACAUCCUCACCUGUGUGGGCUUCUGCGUUGGGAUUGGCAACGUGUGGCGAUUCCCUUACCUGUGUCAGAGUCAUGGUGGAGGUGCUUUUUUGAUACCAUAUUUGAUCCUGCUGGUGCUGGAAGGAAUGCCCCUCUUGCUGCUGGAGUUCGGGAUUGGCCAACGUCUCAGGAAAGGCAGUGUCGGAGUUUGGAGGUCCAUCAACCCUUAUUUAACUGGCAUAGGUAUAGCAUCCAUGCUAGUGUCCUUAUUGAUUGGGCUGUACUACAACACAUUAAUAGCCUGGAUCAUGUGGUAUCUCUUCAACUCCUUCCAAAGCCCGCUGCCUUGGGCCCAGUGUCCUCUUAAUGAAAAUGGGACAGGAUUUGUACCAGAGUGUCAACGUAGCUCAACAGUGGAUUACUACUAUUACAGAGUAACUCUGAACAGUUCUACCUCCAUAUCUGACUCUGGUGGGAUGCAUUGGCCCAUAGUGGUCUGCCUAGUAGCUGCCUGGUCAGUUAUCUGUAUCUGCUAUAUAAGGGGGAUCAGUACCUCAGGCAAGGCAGUGUACAUCACAGCCAUCCUCCCGUACAUAGUGCUGUUCAUCUUUCUGAUCCGAGGGCUGACUCUUAAAGGUGCUUUAAGUGGACUAAAGCACCUCUUUACACCAGAUAUUGAAGAGUUGACAAAACCAACAACGUGGCUGGAUGCAGGUGCACAAGUGUUUUAUGCCUUUAGUUUAGCAUGGGGAGGCCUCAUAUCCUUCUCAAGCUACAACCCUGUUCACAACAACUGUGUGAAAGAUGCUGUCUUUCUGACGGCGGUGACUGGCUUCACUUCAGUUUACGCUGCCACUGUCACCUACACAAUAAUUGGCUUCAGGGCUACAGAGAAAUAUGACAACUGCAUCAGCGACAACAUCAUGAAGUUAUCAAAUGCAUUUGAGCUUCCUGAAGACAGCAUCACCACGAGCAACUACGAGGCAGCCUUUACUUAUUUCAACAGCACCUCUCCUGAUGUUGUCCUUGGAUUGGACAUCAGACUCUGUGACAUGCAGAAACUUCUCAGUGAGGGAGUGGAGGGAACAGGUCUGGCCUUCAUCGUGUUCACAGAAGCCAUCACCAAGAUGCCUGGUUCUCCCAUCUGGGCUGUCCUCUUUUUCAUCAUGCUGUUUUGUUUGGGAAUCUCAAGCCUGUUUGGCAACAUUGAAGGAGUGGUGGUUCCAUUGAAGGACCUGAAAUUGUUACCCCAAAAAUGGCCCCAAGAAGUAGUAACUGGAAUAACGUGUGUUGUGGCCUUCAUCCUUUCCCUCAUAUUUGCGCAGAAUUCAGGGAUUUAUUGGGUUACUCUCUUUGACAACUUUGCUGGAUCUGUUCCACUUCUGACAAUUGGAUUUAUUGAGAUGAUAGCUGUUGCUUAUAUCUACGGCAUAGACAGGUUCAAUGAAGACAUCAAGUUUAUGACAGGGUAUAAGCCCUCCAUCUUCUGGCAGGUUUCAUGGAGAUUCACCAGUCCUUUAAUCGUUGCGGUCAUUUUAGUUUUCUACCUGGUUACACAAGGUCAAGAGGAGCUCACCUACUUAGUCUGGGAUCCAGAGUCUGAGGAGUUUCCAACUCUAGCAUCAGUACCUUACCCGUCAUGGAUCAAUGCAGUCAUCUUUCUUUUGGCAGGAGUCCCCAGCCUAGCAGCACCUGUGUAUGCAUUAUAUCGGCUGGUCUUUGAGUGCUGCAAAGACAAAAUAAAACCUAAGGAAAAAAUGAAACAAGUUGCUUAAGUCAGUUUGAAAAUGUAUAGGUUGUGAAGAGGACAUGUCGUCAUAAUUUUUGCUUGUAAUAAUCCUACUAUUUUGAAGGUGUCUUCUUAUCAGAAGUGUGUUUUUCUAAUGUCCAGAUCCCUAAAGUUUGUUAACUCGUACCUAUGUUUGUCACUUCAGGCAAGCUAUAUUCGUACUUGAAAGUUGUAGUCAAACAAAUUUACAAACACAGCCAAUGGCAAUCUAAAUCUAAUCUAAUCUCUGUUUUAGGGAGAGCGGACUUGUGCCAGAGGUAGCACUUGCAUGAUAAAACUUCUGGCGAGAAAAAUUACAAGUGUGCAAUUUUGGCUUCCCCACUCUUCCCCCAAGACUUCCAAACUCUUUAACAUUAUUAUGGAUAUUGUAGUUGUCAGCCACUGUGCCUCUGUUACAAGCUAACAAGCUAAAAAAAAAACAGCAUAAGCUGCAAAGCACAUAACCCUCUGCUACCAUUCUGAUAGAAUAGAAUAGAAUGGAAUAUACUUUAUUCAUCCCUGAAGGGAGAAAUUCCGGAUGUUCUGACGCAUCCUAAUGUGCAUCUUUGUCUGAUAGAAGCUCAGACGUGUACAAAUAUUCAUGUCCUCUGUAAUGCAUCCUGUAUAUUUGUGCCCUGCUCUUUCACUGGUUAUCUGAGUCCGUUGAUCUACCUUCAGCCACUUUAAGAGUUUUUUUUAAAUGUAUAGGAUGAGAUGUUUUGUAAGUAAAUAUUCACUGUAGAGUUAUUUUCCCACACUGUAAUGUGUGUCUGUAGAGGAUUUUGAAAUUAUUGAUACAAAUAUUUCUGUUUUGUGAUAUUUCAUAACAAACCUUUGGUCUAUAUUAGUGAUGGGCGGAUGAAACCUAUGAAGCUGUGAGGCGCUCUUUCAAUGUGUGCUGAAAAGCAACAGUGAUAUCUGGUGGCAUGGAAAACUUUCUGAUAUUCAUGGUUUUCAUCUAAAAGUUGAUAAAUAAAAGUCUGAGAAGCCUGUGCGUUAUGAAAUAAAACUUUAAAAUCUGUAUGUCUGCCAAUUUUUGUUCAGAUGUACUUUAUGAAAUAUAUACUGUA